Dibothriocephalus latus is the source of this 429-nucleotide messenger RNA. Lineage: Eukaryota; Metazoa; Platyhelminthes; Cestoda; Diphyllobothriidea; Diphyllobothriidae. The record is from the annotation of a GenBank genome assembly.
CUUCUGCCCAUUCAGUUGGGUUCUAACGGCUUGAAUCUCACUGAAGCGAAUCAUGUCCUCCUCAUCGACCCGGUGCUGAGUCACGGCCGGGAGACGCAGGCUAUUGCUCGCCUCCAUCGGAUUGGUCAGACCAGGUCUUGCCUCGUGCACCGCUUUAUUGUGCGAGACAGCAUCGAGAUGGCCCUGCACUCUUUUCACUCGCGUCUGCCAAUAGCUUCGGAAACUGACUGUAUGGUCGGUGCCGGUGCCCGUCGGUCCAGUUCCCAUGCCAGCGGGACCGCUGGGCCUGGAGAGGAUCGCGCUCAACUCCUUCAGAUGACUGUUGGCCAGUUGGUGCAACUUCUCAAACUCGACGUGGCCGCUGAUGAUGUAACCGGCGACGGGGAGCAAAUGGACUGCAUGGCCAUAAACCCAAAUGACCCCCUCUGA